AUGAUAGCUUUGGGAGAUCCAUCAAAAAGUGUCACUUAUCAUCGCCUUUCACAGCUUGCCAAUGAAAAUCCAGAGAUGAUUGAUGAUCCUUUAUUGAGAUAUUCUUUUUAUAAUUAUCCGAUUUCUGUAAAAAGAUACAAUGAAGAGAAAGGAUCAACAAGUUCUUCAUCAUCUUCAAGUUCACAUUCUUUCUUUAAUUGGUCGUAUUCAAAACUAAGAUUCCAUAUUAAUGAAAAUGUAAUCUAUAGAGAUGAAAAGAGUGAUAACAGUCCUAUGGCUAUGUUCGUGCAAAAAUAUACUGACAUCAAAACUUAUUCAUUGAUUAUUUCGAUUUUAUUGAUGUUAGUUUGGUUUUUAUGUUUUUGCUACGAAAGUUACCAAAGUAAAUGUAGAUUCCUUGUACACUUUGACCACGUAAAGGAUUCUAUUCACCAUAUGAUCAAGAGCAUUUAUCUCUUCUCGAGUUACAAAAUGAUCAAUAAUUUAAAUUUGACUUUUAAGGAUUGUCAGAAAAAUGUCAAUUUUGUUUAUGAUUUCAUUAAUGGUUAUAAUAUACAGACUAACGAAGAUUACUAUUAUGUUGUUAAUGUUCUUGGAUAUACAAGUGAUAUGCUAUCGGAUUAUAAUUGUACUUUCUUUGCUAAUUUAGAUCAAAAAGCAAAAGCAAAAGAAAUCAAAAAAUUUUAUGAAGCAGCUUUUACCGAAAUUAAGAUUUUAUUGAAAGAUAGCCCAAUGUCGACUUUCAAGAAAUACUUCAAAUUAUUAAGUGUGUUUUCUACUUUAUACGCUUUUUUGUCUAUUUUCUAUCUCUAUCUUAAUGUUUCAUACACUUUUAUGUGGCUUCCGAAAAAAGCAAUUGAUUUCUUGUCAUCAAGAGAACGCUUAGCUCUUCUUUUGCUCAAGAAGUCAUUGGAGAGCUGGGAUUUAUUCAAAAUCUAUUUUCCCAACGAAAAUCUCAAAAAUGAAGCAGAAGUAAUUAAAAAGAUCGACAAACCAGUUGUGAAACAGAAAAGUCAUCACUUGAAUUUGACAGAUUCAAAAUUAUUUGUUUCAUUCAUUGGAAACUAUGAACAAAUUGACUCAUCCACAUUCGCUUUGAUGAAACCUUCUUAUGAAGAAGAAAUUGAAAAACACACAGAUAACUACUUGAAUGAAAUUGAUACAAUGAAAGGUAGAAGAUGUUCAGACAGCUUAGAUUUUGAAAGAACUGACUUGAAUUUGAACAGAAGAAAAAGCUUGAAUAAUAUUUUCACAUUUAAUAGCAAAGUUGAUUUAGUUGCAAAGACAAUUGAAGAGACAGAACUUAAUUCUUUGAAAGUAUAUUAUAGAUUUUUAAUUAUAUAUUAUGCUCCUUGGUUAGCUAUGUUAUUUAUCUUCUUCAUCUCUAGAUUGACAAUAUUUUUCGUAAUUGAUCAAACUGAAACUUAUUUUAACCAUAUUUUGGAAUUGUUGGGUCAAUUAACAUCACAAUUCAAGACACCAUCAAAUCCUUCUUUUUAUAUUAGGGAACUAGAGGAUUUGUUAAGUUCUGAUGACCUUGUUAGUGUUAAUACUUUAGCUUUGAAUUCAACAAUUAUUGUUGGACUUAUUUUAUUAAUUAUUGCAUUGUAUAUGAUAUAUUUCCUUGAAUAUUCAGUGAAAUUAGGUUAUGAUUCAUUGUUCCACUUCCCUGUUUCUUAUUUGGAAGAUUUAAUGAAAGAGAAAGAUCAGAAGCCGGAGUUGAAAUACUCAGAUAAAGUCAUUGAAAUUGUUUGCGACAAAGAGUCAAAAAUCAUUACAAAUAUUACAAUGAACUGUGAAGAUUUGUUAUUUACUAAUCCUUUAGAUAUAAUUGGAAAGAAAUAUGAUAAUUUGUUCACAAAAGAUGAUGAAAAUAACAUCAGAAUUUUCCGAUUGAAUCAAAAGAAAAAGAAGAAGUUCUUAGAAAGUGAAUAUGAUUUGAAAUUUACGAAAAAGAUUGCUUUAUUUGAUACUGAAAAUGUUGUUCUAAAAAAGAAUUUUAUCCAGAACAUGUCGAAAUUCUUCCAAUUAAACAUCGCAAAAGAGAUUUGCGAGCAUGGAAUUUUCAAAUAUCAAAUCAAAAAUUCUUAUUUAGCUUUCAUCAGAUUUGAUAGUUCAGAAUCAAAUAUUUCAACAGAAUACUUGUUUAAGUGUGUUCAUGAUAUGAUACAGUUCUAUUCGACUGUAAAUUUAAUAAGAAUCAAUGGUUCUCAUAUUAUUUUCCUGUGCAGAGGUAAUGAUUUAUUGAUUCCUUCAUUCUUAGCAAGAGAUUUGAUUUCUUGCAUGAAAAAGAAUAAGAAAUUGUCAGGUUUAAUCAUAUCUUCUGUAUUGAUAGAAAAGAUUGACUUUCGCGGUGAAAUAUCUAGUGAAUAUGAACUUCACAUCAAAAUCGAUAACCAUAAAUUUGAAAGAUUGAUGAAAUCCUCAUUUUGCGUUGAAGAUAACCAUGUUUUCCUCACAGAUAAAUGUAUCUGCCUAAAUAAUUGUGAUGAAAAUCAAAUUAACAACUACAUCCUGAAUACAGGAGUUUCAGGAAAAAUUAUUUGUUUUGAUGAUAUUGACAAUAUAUUGUCAAGUAUAUAUUAG
Molecule: messenger RNA, 2586 nt
Organism: Trichomonas vaginalis G3
Lineage: Eukaryota; Parabasalia; Trichomonadida; Trichomonadidae
Exons: 1
Coding region: 1-2586 (861 amino acids)
Source: RefSeq, a predicted model, not a curated record